This is a messenger RNA of Suillus discolor, 1343 nucleotides long. RefSeq lists its product as uncharacterized. The record is from RefSeq and is a predicted model, not a curated record. Lineage: Eukaryota; Fungi; Basidiomycota; Agaricomycetes; Boletales; Suillaceae. The transcript has 7 exons. The annotation marks the transcript as partial.
AUGACCCGCAAGCCCCUAUACUUGCGAGUCUCAACCUCCCUCUCGCACUAUGUCUUCCAUCGGCAACGAUAUGUUCAGAAACUUUGAGAGAGUUAGCCCAAAAGUUCAGGAGCCUAUUGAAAUGUUCCCCCAAUCGGAGCGAUACAACUUUCAAUCUAUCUCACAGCAUGAUGAUGUCGAGCGGGACGAAUUGUCAGACGGAUCUGAAUACGACCCGAAAUCUCGCGAUACUAACCGUCUCACUGUAAAGAAACCGAAGGAAUUUAACGUGUAAGUAUGGUCAUAUACCUCAUGGGUAAUUCUGUAUUAAUCAUCUGUGAAGGGGUCGACAAUUGGGUGGAAAAAAAAUCAAACUCGACCGAAAAAAUCGAGCAUUGGUUCGUGCACUCGCAAAGCGUAAAAAGUGGGACUACAAAGAGAUUGCCGCCGUCUUCGAUGUAUCGCUUCCUAUCAUCAAGAAGAUCAUGGCCAACGGCUAUGUCGCGGUAGACGACAAACCAUGGGAGGAUGCGAAAUUUUAUGAGGAGAGUGACCUUAACAAGUUGAUUUUGAGGCUGCCGCCUGCCACGGAGAAACAGAACAAACCCAAGAAACAGGACAGAGCAUAUGUGAGAUCCCCCAAAAAAUCUGUAGUUGCCGCUUCCCCUCCUGCAUCGGCUCCUAUGGAGGUAGAACCGGAUUCGAAUACAACGUGCAGCAUAUUCAGGACGUUCCGAAACGAAGCGAUACUUGUUCACGGGGAAAAGGUCCAUUCGAUACUUGAGGAAAUUGGGAUUGAAGAUGACGAGACAAUGUUCGCCGUCCUGAUCAUGGAUGAUGAACGGUUGAACGGCAUGCUACAAGAGGCCAAGCGGCUCAACCUCGUGGAGAAGUAUUCUGUCAUUCAAGCGCUGAGAAAUUUCGGGGAGAAGCACAAAAUAGCGAGGUGAUAGCUACCGCAAAGCCUUUGGGCAUGUUUGGCUUCUUCCAUACUAGUAUGACAUUCCAUCUCCGAGAUGCUAACAGCAAGAAUCACCACAUGACUGACGACUACCUCGGAUCUUACAUAAAACUUGACCACUUUUUUUCUUUGGACGCUAAGAGAGGCUCGGGCGUGCUGGUUACUCUUUCGGUUUACAAAAUGAUGAUGGACAUAUGGCACGCUUCUGAGCUUCCUUUAUUUAAUACCCGGCUGUAGAACAGAAUUCCGGAGAAUCGAACUGCUAUCGAGUGGGGAAUUUUGGCCUGCAUAUGAAUCAUUUAAGUACUCCACCGAAUUCAAUCUCCAUAUUGUCGGGGGAAAUAUGAUAUUGGGGUUAUUCCCCAUACAUCCCAGUGUUUGUCGGAUAGCAUUAACAUCAUAG